AUGGCCGACAAAGAACGACAUCAGUUUUCUCUGCCGCUUUCAAGAGUGAAAACAAUCAUGAAAUCGUCUCCAGAUGUAACCAUAAUCAGUCAAGAAGCUCUACAGAUGACGGGGAAAGCAACGGAACUUUUUAUCCAAGCCUUGGCUAAAGUAUCAUUAGAAAGAAAUAAAGAUUCAGAGAUAACCUACAAUGAUUUAGCAGAAAUUGUUAACAAUGACGAAACUCUACAAUUUUUACAAGAUAUCAUCCCUAAGAAGAUAAAAGUGUCAGAAUAUUAUGAAAUUUUAAAAGAAGAAGAAGCAGAAGAGUCUUGAUUAAAGUUUCUGAAUGAAAAAUUGUUCCUAAAAACUGAUUCUUUGACUAAAACUGAACUCCAAGUACUAGCUUAUGAUAUCGAGGAGAGAUUUUGUCCAAGAUUCCUCUAGCCCUUAGCAUCUUUGAACUCAAGCGUUUUAUUUUUUCUAUAUUAUUUAUCAUUUGUAUAUAUCCAUUAAUUUCAUAAUAAAAUGUUGUCUCAUU
Lottia gigantea (owl limpet) is the source of this 520-nucleotide messenger RNA. RefSeq lists its product as hypothetical. Gene Ontology annotation, cellular component: nucleus; CHRAC. Lineage: Eukaryota; Metazoa; Mollusca; Gastropoda; Lottiidae. The transcript has 3 exons. The record is from RefSeq and is a predicted model, not a curated record. Bases 1 to 315 code for a protein of 104 amino acids. Gene Ontology annotation, molecular function: protein heterodimerization activity.